AUGACCAACCCCGAAGAGGGUGAGCACGGCGCUCACACGCCGCCACCACACCCCCAACGGCCCAAGGGCAUCUUGAAGAACUCAUACAGAAACUCCCCGCCCGUGUCCCCCUCAGUCGAGAAGGACAUGUCGGACAAGCAAAUCACCAUCGAGAACACAAACAAGAACGCCGGGCACCGCAGAUCGUCCAGCGCGACCAGCCGACCCCGGGGCUAUUCACGCGCAACCUCCCACGCCGACGGAGACGAAGAUAUGGAGCCGAGCCAACGACUCAAGUGGGACGAGGCCAACCUGUAUCUCACUGAGCAAGAACGCACCUCGACCAUGAAGAUCACCGAGCCCAAGACCCCGUACGCUCAGCACUAUGAGCCAUCUGAGGACGAGGAUGAGGAUAUGCUUGAUGGCGAACCUUCGCAGAGAGACGAGAUCCCAGGCCUUUCACUGGGUGAGCCCGAAGAGGAAGUCCCGGAGAGACCUGCCGCCACAGAUCGGAAACCCAGCAAGGUCCAUGUCCAUGAUGACGAUGCCACCGCAAGCCAUGAUGCCGAGCACGAGUAUGCGGGCAUGUCCGCCGAGGAGCGCGAGAAGCACCGCAAGUUUGAGCAGCUUCGGAAGAAGCACUACGAAAUGAGAGAUGCUGCGAAGCUGUUGGGCCACAUGGAUGACAUCCCGCCGGAGGAGGACGAUGACGAGACCGCGCCACCCAUGCCCACCAUUAACGGGGCUAAGGUCAAAGCUGUCGACUAA
Microdochium trichocladiopsis is the source of this 747-nucleotide messenger RNA. RefSeq lists its product as uncharacterized. Gene Ontology annotation, biological process: regulation of signal transduction. The record is from RefSeq and is a predicted model, not a curated record. Lineage: Eukaryota; Fungi; Ascomycota; Sordariomycetes; Xylariales; Microdochiaceae. Gene Ontology annotation, molecular function: protein phosphatase inhibitor activity. The transcript has 2 exons. Bases 1 to 747 code for a protein of 248 amino acids.